AAAUCCCCCCCCCCUUCCCACCCAGCUUUUCUUCCUUUCUUCUCUACCUUCUUGCUCGCCGUAGCACUGGUAGCGCUCGUUGACUGAAGAGCACCAACCACUCACUUCUGUUUCUUCUUCUUCAUCUUCAUCAUUUGCGGCUUGAUACGUUGCCCCUCCACUAUAUAGUCUCUCCUUUUUCAUGAUAUAGUAUGCCUAAUUUUUUUCAACGUCCAGUGCACGCGUUGACCAAUUUUGCAAAACAAAUCAGCCAUCGUUCACAACAUGAGGAGUCAUCAUCUGAAAAGCCCAAUCGUAAAAGUCGAAGGCAGGCCUUCUUCAGGCAUAUUGCAGAAGCAAGUUCAGUCAAAGAUCACUCUCGUAUCGUUUCAUCCAACCGAGAUUGGCGAAAUUUGUCUCCUAUGGAACCUCCAUUACCAGCGGUUAGUGCAUCCAGACGAGUUGGCUUUUCUCAUGCUGUCAAAGUUGUACAGAACUUGCCAGCAGAUAUGAGUGACCUGUUUAAACGCCCACCGCCAACUACGCGACAGAGAGCUUCUACAGGCUCGAUUGAGGAUUUUCUGUAUACUAUCCCUGAAGAAGAUGAAGUCCAUUCCGAUGAUCUGGAGGAUGAUGAUAUUCUUCCCGAGACGGAAGAUAGCACCACUACUACAACAACCAGUCCUGUUUCGCCAUCUUCAACCUCACCAAAGAAAUCACUAGAGCCCCAAUUCAAACCUGUACUCAUAGGUAACGAAAAGGAAUGCAAACGAAAAUUUGCCAAAAUGCUGCAUGCUGCAUACAAGUUCCAGCAGCAGCAAGAGCAAAUCGAAUUGCUCGGUCAUGUGGAUGCUACUUCAUCAGCUAUUUUGGAUAACCCGCCAUAUGCUAGAAAGCAGCAAAAUUUGCAAAGACCUCCGCGAGAAAUGGAGGUUUUGUUCAAUCAAGAAGACAACGUUGAAUGGGUUAAAUUCAAGUUUGACGAGGACGAUGAAGGAGAAUAUAGACGAUUCCAAGGCAAUGUACAAUAUAUUGCCCCAGAGAUCAUAUCUCACCGAAAAUACAUCAGCAAUCAAGUUGAUGUUUGGGUUCUCGGCAUAUCUUUGUUCAAAAUGCUGAUAGGACGAUAUCCUUUCUCAGCUCCUAACGACAAACAGUUGUUCCGAAAAAUGUUGACAGCUGAUUUCACGAUACCGGACGAGUAUUCAGACAAUGUCAAGGAUUUACUGAGACGCCUGUUAGCGCCCGAUCUGACGAGAGCAUCACUUGAUUUAAUCAUCUUCCAUCCGUGGCUCAAGCCGUACCAAAUAAUUCCCAAAGAAAAGACUCCUCCUGAGUCUCUUUUCGACACAGCUAUACCAUCACCGCCACCCAAGCAGCUUGUAGCUAAAAGGACGACCUCACCGGCCCCUCCACUCACUGUCAAAGACACCCGAGACGCACUCAUGGAGGCCAUAGCUGAGAAGCGUCAACAAUACGCUUUGAGCCAGAACAUAAACUCACCAUCAAACAGACCUGGAAAACUGAUGGAGACUCGUUCAUCGCCACUACAUCAGGAAAUCAUGUUAGAGGAUUCCCCUAAUACCAGUGUCCGGUCAAGGCUAUCAAUGCCUUCGGACGCUAUGCAUAAUGCGAUGAGCGUCGAGAGUAGUGAGGUACCAACUACCCAAGAGCCCACCGAGAUCGAGCAAAAGCGGAAGAGGAGAAACAGAAAGUCGCUGGUUCUCCUCGGCAAGGCUUUGGCUGAUGCCUUCUCUUUCAUUACUGAUGGCCCAUUCCCUCCACCACGCAAGCCAUACGAGCAGCUGGUUCACCUUGGUCGAAGUAACCAAGAAAAAGCUUUAUACCUGCAACAACAGCAACUUCGGGAAACAUGGAGGUCACAAGACAAUGUUGCCUUUAGCGCUCGGUAACCAUACCAGCUCCAAGGACUCCUCGAAGCAAAUACCGACAUUGUUACCAACCCAAUCUUUCCAAUGUGUAAUUAUCAUUGCAUCCCCUUUUCUUGUACAAAGGCAUUUUACCGUUUCGU
Umbelopsis ramanniana AG is the source of this 2011-nucleotide messenger RNA. RefSeq lists its product as uncharacterized. Lineage: Eukaryota; Fungi; Mucoromycota; Umbelopsidomycetes; Umbelopsidales; Umbelopsidaceae. Gene Ontology annotation, molecular function: ATP binding; mitogen-activated protein kinase kinase binding; protein kinase activity. The coding region runs from base 192 to 1892 and encodes 566 amino acids. The record is from RefSeq and is a predicted model, not a curated record. Gene Ontology annotation, biological process: positive regulation of proteasomal ubiquitin-dependent protein catabolic process; protein phosphorylation; regulation of MAP kinase activity. Gene Ontology annotation, cellular component: nucleus. The transcript has 5 exons.